Vanessa atalanta (red admiral) is the source of this 5717-nucleotide messenger RNA. RefSeq names its product flocculation protein FLO11 (gene Cht6). The transcript has 25 exons. Gene Ontology annotation, molecular function: chitin binding; chitinase activity. Gene Ontology annotation, cellular component: extracellular region. Gene Ontology annotation, biological process: chitin catabolic process; carbohydrate metabolic process. The coding region runs from base 203 to 5488 and encodes 1761 amino acids. Lineage: Eukaryota; Metazoa; Arthropoda; Insecta; Lepidoptera; Nymphalidae. The record is from RefSeq and is a predicted model, not a curated record.
CCCGAUCGCAACGACGUUUCCCGCCGAAUGAAGUAAACGUCAAAUUUUCCUGCUGUCAAUCUUACUCUUUUUUUGUGAGUGCAAUAAACGACCAGUGUCAAAUAUAUAUUUUUAAUUAUAGUGCGAUCGAAUAGUCGCGAUGUUGUGAUUGUGAUUUAGCUGUGUUUAUAAAUAAAACACUGGGAAGGAUUAUUUUUUGAAAAUGGGGAACUUCGAUGGGAGAAAGUGCGCGUAUUUGAAAAUGGAAUACACAACAUGGCUGUUUAUUCUGAUAGCUGCUAUAACACUGGCAACACCAGCGCUCUCAAGUUCACCGCGCGUGGUGUGUUAUUACACAAAUUGGUCGGUAUACCGGCCAGGAACUGCGAAGUUCAAUCCUCAGAACAUCAACCCUUAUCUGUGCACCCAUCUCGUGUACGCGUUCGGAGGCUUCACGAAGGACAACACGCUGAAACCUUUUGAUAAAUACCAGGACAUUGAAAAAGGUGGUUACGCUAAGUUUACUGGACUGAAAACAUAUAACAAGAACUUGAAGACACUACUGGCUAUUGGAGGCUGGAAUGAAGGAUCAUCCCGCUUUUCUCCCAUGGUUGCUGCUAAAGAUAGAAGGAGGGAAUUCGUCAGGAAUGUUAUUAAGUUCCUGAGACAAAACCACUUCGACGGUCUCGAUCUAGAUUGGGAAUAUCCAGCUUUUAGAGAUGGUGGUAAACCCAAGGACCGUGAAAACUAUGCUAAGCUGGUGAAGGAACUGCGCGAGGAAUUCGAACGAGAAUCCGAAAAGACUGGGAAACCUCGUCUGCUACUGACGAUGGCAGUACCAGCUGGAAUCGAAUAUAUCCUGAAGGGCUUCGAUGUGAAGACUUUAAAUAGAUACUUGGACUGGAUGAACCUCCUAACCUAUGAUUAUCAUUCCGCAUUCGAGCCCGCCGUCAACCACCAUGCGCCGUUGUACCCUCUUGAAGAACCGAACGAGUACAGUGUAGAUAACGAACUCAAUAUUGAUUACACCAUUAAAUUUUAUCUCGAAAAUGGUGCGGAUGCUGACAAACUUGUGCUCGGAAUCCCAACAUAUGGACGUUCGUAUACGCUCUUCAAUGCUGAUGCAGUCGAGAUAGGCUCGCCUGCUGACGGGCCUGGGGAACAGGGAGACGCUACCAGGGAGAAGGGAUACUUGGCAUACUACGAGAUUUGUGAAGCACUCAAACCGAAAAACAAGAAACGUGCAAUAGCGUCUGAUGAAGAAUAUGAAGAAGAUUCGUCGUCAGAAGAAGAAGAAGAAGAAGAAGAAGAUUGGACCGUUAUGUAUCCAAACAAGAAUGCAAUGGGUCCCGUAGCUUACAAAGGCAACCAAUGGGUCGGCUACGAUGAUAUUGACAUUGUAAAGAAGAAAGCGGAAUACGUCGCUGAAAAUGGACUUGGAGGUAUAAUGUUUUGGUCGAUCGACAACGACGAUUUCCGAGGUACCUGCCACGGGAAACCCUACCCGCUGAUCGAGGCUGCCAAAGAGGCAUAUGUCUCAAAGCUCGGAUCGACAGACAGGCAGUUAACUGUAAAGGAGAAACCCAAACAAUCGAGAGCUGGUGGUCGCAGAAGAAACCGCCCGAAGUCCAGUUCUACAACCACUACCACAACUACCACUACUACUACACCAAAGCCAACCAAGAGCAAUAAACGUAAAAGCGCUAGUACUUCGAUAAGUACGACUCCAAGUUGGAACAUCAUCACCCCGGAACCACCCACCACUCCUGAUGCAGGCUCAGACUUCAAAUGUAAAGACGAAGGGUUCUUCCAACAUCCUCGGGAUUGCAAGAAGUACUUCUGGUGUCUUGACUCCGGACCAUCAGAUCUCGGCAUCGUGGCUCAUCAGUUUACUUGCCCAUCUGGCCUUUACUUCAACAAGGCGGCUGACUCAUGCGAUUUUGCCCGAAACGUUCUCUGCAAGAAACCAACCGCCACCACGAAGGCAAUCACCAAACCAACCACAGCAAAGACAACUGUAUCUACAACAACGACUACAACAACCACAACUACCACAAGACGACCCAUUCGGUUGACGUCCAGGAGUUCUUUGCUGUUCAGGACCUCAUCGACUACAACUACAACACCCGAACCUGAGUUAAGCGAGGAAGACGAAGAGGAAGAAGAAGUUGGUACUGAUGAAGCAGCCGACAUAGAAGCUGAAGAUCCAAAAGUCAUCAAAGAAUUGAUCGAUCUCAUCAAGAAAGUUGGUGGAGUUGAGCAGUUGGAGAAGCAACUCAAAUUGUCAGAGACGCCGGGCGCCACUGUCACCGUGCCGCCGUCCGCCAUCAACACCAAACUUUACCAGCGUGUUCUCGAGAGGACCAGGGGCAGGAACAAGUACGGCGACAACAGCAUCACGGAAAACCCCGUUCAGAACAGUCGUCGCGGUCCACAAAACGCCGGAAUCGAACCGUCAUCUGAUACAAACAAAUUGCUCAGAAAGGAAAGGCCACAAUACGUUACGAUUAACCGUUCGAGACCUACGAUCUCGUCGACGACACCAUUAUCAGGAGAAAGCGAGGAAGAGGAAGAAGAGGAGUCAGAAGAAGUUCCACAAAUUUCCAGAACGAGAGUCCAACAAAGGACGGAUUAUGAUACCCCAGUCGGAACAACGGCCAAACCACUUCAAUAUGUAAAUAUUCGAAGAUCGAGACCAACCACUGCAGCGACAGAGGCACCUGAUGACUCUAGAAAUGCUUUGUUCGAACGAGUUGAGCCAUACGUGGCCGUUGCUGAGUCACCCAAUUCACUGGACAUAGCUAGCUCGCGUCGCGAAAAUACUCCCGAAUAUGUUACUAUACGUAGAACACGGCCAACCGCAGAAACUACUACUCUCAAGCAUCAAGAAUCAGAAGAGGAGGAAGAAUCCCAAGAGACAGCAUUAGAAAGAGAAAUUAGUUCGCAAUCGGUACAACCGCAAUACACUUCUGUUGUCAGAACAAGAUCAACCACUCUUCUUCCUCUUGAAGAACCGAGUAGUCCUGAACCGACCACAAUCCUAUCUGUUCAAAUAUCAUCCUUAUUAAACGAACCGAGUUCUGAAGAGGUAGAAAAUCCACCUGAAACUUCGUCUACUAUUACUCAAACAACGGAGUUACCUGAACCGGAAACAAUAACUACUUCGACAACGACUAUAACAACCACACCCACGACAACGACUAGUACCACAACACCAUCUCCAUCUACUUUAUCAACAAGAGUUCCUUUGUUGAGACGCCGAGGAUCUACUACACCCACCACAACAGCAGUCCCCAUAUCUACAACUCAGGCAGUCAAAGAACGACGACCGUUCCUGCGUCGUACAAAAGCGACGGCACCACCCGACGUCACCGAAACGGAUGGCUCUACCACCGUAGAAACAACCACCAACAAGUUCACCAGAGGCAACAACAGGUUCAAGUUACGAAAAACGGAAAAAACGACCGAGAAACCGCGGGAAAACAGCGAAACGAAAAGCAAGCUGCCAUCUUCGAGCAAACCGCAGACGCGUAAUGACAGACCCCGUAACUUCGUACGGCGACGGCUUGGAGGGGCGAACUCAACGUCCCCCAAACCUUCCACCACAACGCUGACACCGGUAGCGCUAUCACGCCGGCCGUUCCGAGUUGCGAGUCGCCGCCGCCCUAUUUCUUCGACCACUUCCACCACUACUACACCUAGAACUACCACCGCGUUCAUAGAGAGCGAGGAGUCAUUACAGGAUAUUGGAGAUAUAGACGCAAUAGAGGAUCCGUCGCUUAAAUCCAACUCAUUACCAAGAACAACAACCAGCGCGCAACGAAGACGUCCUCUAAUUCAACUGAAGAGUGACCAAGACCAGAGCCCGUCAGCAACAAAUGAAGAUGAGAAAAAGCGACAAAGUAAGAAAUACAGUUCUAGUUUCAAGCAAAAUCAGUUGGACGAAAUCCUUAAAUUGAGGGGUAGCGCAGAAGAUAUAGACAUCACUACUGAAGGCAGAACCACACUCGAAGAUAUAAGCGCUGAAACAGCUGUGGCAUUAGCCGCUCACCAACUCUUAGCAGCACCGAUACCAAUUAUACCGGAUUAUGACGACGAACCUAAUCCAACAAGGAAAACACCUCAGACAAUAGUAGACUAUAAAUUCACUAGUCCAGAGUACACUGAAGACUUUACGAAAGGUCAGACUUAUUUACCAGAAUACUCACGAACACCAGCUUAUACUUCAAAACAAAGGACCAUCGAAACAUCUACCAACAGUUAUACCUCUCAUCUAACUGAACCUGAUACGCCUUCCUCAACUCGAUCAUCAUCUGACACCAGAUUACCCACCUAUACCACAACAGGAGCAUACACGAGCAGAAAUUCAAGGCCAAUAGAUUCGACGAAUAAAGCAAACCCAACCAUACCUGGUGUAACGCUCAGGAUAGGUUCAGAAGGCUCUGGCGAAUCGACAGCCAGAUACACGAAUAUCCAAAAUGAAAUAAAUCCCUCAAUUUACACAACUAACAAUUACGAAUCUAGAGUAUCAAAACCUGGGUUAACGACUAAUAUACUAAACCCAACGACCGCUGGAGUAUCAUUGAAUUUACGAGAAUCAACUUUGCAAUAUACUGCUUCCAAUCGCGACGUGUCACCGACUUACCCUACAGCUUUCACGAGCAAAGUAUCUAGACCCUCAGGCUUUUCCCCCAAUUUAGUAAAUAUAGAUGAAGUGGAAGAGGGCAAGUCGACAGUGAGGUAUCAGGGUUCGAAUUUGAGAGGUCCAUCUACUGCUAGAUACGAAGGAUCUAGCGAGAAGAUUCCGGUACCAGUUGUCUUUGGGUACUCGACUGGUGGCCAGGGCUUGCAAGAGCCUUCGUAUUUCACCAGGGAAUACCUUUUGGAGUCACCAGUGACAAAAGCUUAUGAUGAUGAAUACCAAUAUCUGUCACCUGUGACGACACCACAGACAUCUACUAGAAAACCACCAAGGAGGAAAACGAUAUUCCGAAGAAUUUCCACCACCCAGUCACCUACCUCCGUCCUUCCACAAACCACUCAAAAACCACGAAGAACUACCAGAAAACCUUUCGAGAAAAUAGCGAUACGAAAGAACCAGCUACAGAAGAAUACAGUGCAACAAGAAACAAUCCAAAAGGAACCUGUUCAGAAGAAAUUCGUUCAAAAAACGCCAGUUCAAAAGAAUCCCGUGCAAACAGUUCAGAAGCCAAAUAGACCUAGACCUAUUACAGAUUAUGAUUAUUACGAUGCUAGCCAAGAAGAAGUAGCCGAUAAAUACGAAGAAGGCACGAAAGUGAUCCUUCAUGCAAAAGGUAACAUCGAAUGUUUAGAUAUAGGUAAUUUCCCUCAUCCCUCUUCUUGUAAGAAAUUCAUAUCGUGUGCUCGAAUGGAGAGUGGUGCUAUUAUUGGAUGGGAGUACAUUUGCCCAAAGGGAUUAUCUUUUGAUCCUGUAGGGGGAAUAUGUAAUUGGUCUGCAGGCUUAGGAUGUUUCGAAAAAGAUACAUGAAAUUGAUUUAGACUAAUACGUCACUGUGAUGAACUAAAACAAUUUGAAAUAAAUGUUUUAUAUGCGCUCUUCAGUCCAAAAACACUCAAUAAAAGUAUUAAUUUGAGUGAACAAAAUAAGAAGAAUAUAACGUCACAGCGUAUUAGACAUAAUGUUCGAAUGUACUUAUGUAUAUAACUAUUUUUGUAAAUCAAUUUUUACAAAAUCCUAUACCUACUUAUAAGAAUCC